Molecule: messenger RNA, 3860 nt
Organism: Monodelphis domestica (gray short-tailed opossum)
Lineage: Eukaryota; Metazoa; Chordata; Mammalia; Didelphimorphia; Didelphidae
Gene: LLGL1
Product: LLGL scribble cell polarity complex component 1
Biological process (GO): regulation of establishment or maintenance of cell polarity; cortical actin cytoskeleton organization; Golgi to plasma membrane transport
Cellular component (GO): cytoplasm; cortical actin cytoskeleton; plasma membrane
Molecular function (GO): GTPase activator activity; myosin II binding
Source: RefSeq, a predicted model, not a curated record
CCGGCUCUCUCCUUCUCGUUCCAGACGGUGGAACAUGGAUUCCCCAACCAGCCCAGCUCUCUGGCUUACGACCCAAAGCUGCGCAUCAUGGCCAUCGGGACCAAGUCUGGAGCCGUCAAAAUCUACGGGGCCCCUGGAGUGGAGUUCACAGGCCUCCACAAGGAGACGGCGACCGUCACCCAGAUGCACUUUUUGCCCGGCCAGGGCCAGCUCCUCACCUUGCUAGACGACAACACCCUCCACCUUUGGGGCAUCUUUCAGAAGGACGGCUACUCCCACCUGGAGGAGACCCACAGCUUCCUCCUGCCGGGCCGCCCAGGGUUUGACAGUGCUAACUCUCCUCCCAGCGUCACCCGCGUGACCGUGAUCCUGCUGACGGCGGCCUGCGGCCUGGCCUGCUUGGGCACCGAAGGGGGCGGCGUCUACUUCCUGCGGCCCGGCAGCCUAGCCUUGCUGGACGAGCAGACGCUCUACCAGGAUGAGGUCCUGCAGAGCCUGCCGGAUGAUUACAGGUGUGGGAAGGCCCUGGGACCAGUGGAAUCCCUCCAGGAACAUCCUCGGGACCCCUCCAAGAUUCUCAUUGGCUACAGCCGGGGCCUGGUCGUCCUCUGGGACCAGAGCACCAGGCACAUCGACCACCUUUUCUUAGGAAACCAGCAGCUGGAAAGCCUUGCUUGGGAGCGCGGCGGCAGCAUCCUGGUGAGCUCCCACAGCGACGGCAGCUACCUGGUCUGGUCCGUGAGCGAGGACAGCGCCUGGACGCUGCAGCCCACCACCUCCACCGUGCCCUAUGGUCCCUUUCCCUGCAAAGCCAUCAACAAAAUCCUUUGGCGCACCUGUGAGUCUGGAAACCACUUCAUCAUCUUCAGCGGGGGCAUGCCCCGGGCCAGCUACGGGGACAGGCACUGUGUGACGGUGCUGCAGGGCCAGAGCCUGGUCACUUUGGACUUCACCUCUCGGGUGAUCGACUUCUUUACGGUGCACAACACGGAGCCUGAGGACGAUUUUGACAACCCCAGUGCCCUAGUGGUGCUGGUGGAGGAGGAGCUGGUGGUGAUUGACCUGCAGACUCCUGGCUGGCCCACAGUACAGGCUCCAUACCUGGCCCCACUCCACUCCUCGGCCAUCACCUGCUCCUACCAUAUUUCCAACGUCCCCCUCAAGCUUUGGGAGAGGAUCCUAAGUGCUGGAAAGCAGCAGAGCCCUCAGCUCGCUUCCAUGAACUGGCCCAUCAAUGGAGGGAAGAACUUAGCUCAAGAGCCUACCCAGAGAGGACUCCUGUUGACAGGCCAUGAGGACGGGACGGUACGCUUCUGGGAUGCCUCUGGAGUGUCUCUCAGGCCGCUCUACAAGCUGGGCACAGCGAACAUCUUCCAGACGGACUGUGAACAUGCCGAGAGCCUAAACCAAGCCAGCGAGGAAGAGUGGCCCCCCUUCCACAAGGUGGGAUGUUUUGACCCCUACAGCGAUGACCCUCGGCUUGGCAUUCAGAAGAUCUCCCUGUGCAAAUACACAGCCAAGAUGGUGGUGGCCGGCACCGCUGGGCAGGUGCUUGUCAUGGAGCUGAGCGACGAGAAGUCCGAGCACCAAGUCAGCGUCGCCACCAUGGACCUGCUCCAGGACCGCGAGGGCUUCACCUGGAAAGGCCACGACCAGCUGAGCCCCAGGAGCGGCUCCCUGGCCUUCCCCGCCGGCUUCCAGCCCGCCGUGCUGGUGCAGUGCCUGCCCCCGGCCGCCGUGACCGCCGUCACUCUGCAUUCCGAGUGGAACCUCGUGGCCUUCGGGACCAGCCACGGUUUUGGACUGUUUGACUAUCAGCGCCGGAAUCCGGUGCUGGCCAGGUGCACCCUCCAUCCCAACGACUCCCUAGCCAUGGAGGGACCCCUGUCCAGGGUCAAGUCCCUGAAGAAGUCCUUGAGGCAGUCCUUCCGGCGAAUCCGGAAGAGCCGCGUCUCUAGCAAGAAGCGGACCAACCCACAGAGCCCCAACAGCAAGGUACAGGAAGCCAAUGCCCAGCUGGCGGAACAGGCCUGCCCCCACGACAUGGAGAUGACCCCCGUGCAGCGGCGGAUUGAGCCCCGGUCGGCCGACGACUCGCUCUCGGGCGUGGUGCGCUGUCUCUACUUUGCCGACACGUUCCUCCGGGACGCUGCUCACCACGGCCCGACCAUGUGGGCAGGCACCAACUCGGGGUCCGUGUUCGCUUACGCCCUGGAGGUGCCUUCCCAGGAGAAGUUCUCGGAGCGCGCCGUGGAGGCCGUCCUGGGCAAGGAGGUGCAGCUGAUGCACCGGGCGCCCGUGGUCUCCAUCGCCGUGCUGGACGGCCGGGGCAGCCCCUUGCCCGAGCCCUACGAAGUGUCCCGAGACCUGGCCAAGGCGCCCGACAUGCAGGGCAGCCACUCGGUGCUCAUCUCCUCCGAGGAACAGUUCAAGGUCUUCACGUUGCCCAAGGUCAGCGCCAAGACAAAGUUCAAGUUGACGGCCCACGAGGGCUGCCGCGUGCGCAAAGUGGCUCUGGUCACGUUCGCCAGCGCGGCGUUCGAGGACUACGCCGAGAACUGCCUGGCCUGCCUCACCAACCUGGGCGACAUCCACAUCUUCGCCGUGCCGUCCCUCCGGCCGCAGGUGCACUACGACUGCAUCCGCAAGGAGGACAUCAGCGGCAUCGCCUCCUGCGUCUUCACCAAGUACGGCCAAGGCUUCUACUUGAUCUCCCCGUCGGAGUUUGAGCGCUUUUCCCUGAGUGCCCGGAACGUCACGGAACCCCUGUGCUCCCUGGACUUCACCCGCCCCCAGGAUGCUGUCUGCGGCAGCAGCGAUUACAAGGGAUCCCCCAAGCUGAGCCAAGCCAACGGGACCCACGUGCUGCCCGGGCCCGAGGGAAACCGCCCCUUCCUCGACGGAGCCGGAACCCCCGAGCGUUCCCAGACUGCCCUCUCCCCCGCAUCCAUAGACUCCCCCAACAGCACGGACAACACGCUGGACAGCACGGCUGACAUCACCGUGGAAGAAGUGAAGGAUUUCUUGAGCUCUUCAGAGGAAGCUGAGAAAAACCUGAGGAACAUAGUGGAGGACGACGGCCGAUCUCCAGGAAUCCUGAUCAAGUAAGGACCCAGGCUGUUGCCUGAGGCUCAGCCUUGGAGCCCAGUGACAGGAGCAGAGCCCGGGCUCAGGCGGGGCCCACAGCCCUCGGAUACCGUCCCUGUAACAUAGGCUUGUACCUUCUAACUGGCGGGGCAGACGCGGCCGCCCCGGACCCCCGACCCCGCCUGCCCGCAGGCCCCCCCCGAGCCGACACUGCGAAGUCUUCCCCGGAGGAGGGCAGAGAACGGGAACCCGGGACCCAGGGAGCUCCUCGCACCCAAGACUAGAAGGGCAGACUCCGUCCCUCGACGCCUGUGUGGCGGAGGCCUCCCCCUCCUCCCCCGCUCAUGCUGAGGACCAGAAGUGGGGCGAGGCCGGGCUGCCACCUCCACCCCCCCCCCAUGCCCAGGAGAACCUGGCCUCCUGAGGCUUUCCUCUGCCCAGAAGCACAAGCCUGGCCUGGCGCCCCCUGGAGCGAGUGCCGAGGUGGGGGAGCCGCCCCCCCCUCUCCUGGUGACUGUGGCCCAGGCGAGCCAGCACAGGCAGGGCGGGGACACUCUGGGCCUUGGACAGAGAUUUGUGCCCCUCGUCCGGCUGAGUGUGUCCGGCCCUCUCAGGCCCACCAAGGCGCCGCCUGCCCGGCCACGGGGCUGGGGGGCUUCUCUUGUAGAAUGUAUCCUUUCUGGGGGGCCUUUUUGUUAAGAUUAAUUAGCCUUGUUUUAGGUAUUAAAAAUACUGGUUUUUAAUAUUGAAAAUAAAGCGUUUAGUAUCUUAAA